GAUGGAUUGAUGAAAACUUUCAUUUUCUAAAUCUUUCACGAUGACUACAUGGCCGCUGCCUGCAGACGAUGAUAAGGAAAACCUCCUCCUCUCAUGUCGUUACGAUGAUCUCGACGAAGUACGGGACUUUGUCACAAAAUUCGGCUCAGAUGCUCUCUCCAUCGUCCGAGACGACAACGAAAACACCGUGCUACACAUGACAUGCGGGAAUGGACACAUAGACGUGCUGGAUUAUCUUCUUCCUCUUGUCUCCCCUUCCAUCCUGUCUGCGCAAAAUAGCGCUGGCUCGACUGCCUUGCACUGGGCAGCGCUAAAUCAGCAUCUUGAAAUAGCGCAGAAGCUGGUUCACUUCAACGGCGGACCCGGGAUUGAUCUGAUUGAUAUCAAAAAUGCCGCCGGAAGAUCACCCCUGGGUGAAGCUGAAAUGAUUGGUUGGGACGAGGGCGCAAGGUGGCUUGUCCAGGAGAUGAAACUCGACGAAGCAACCCACCAUGACGUCAAUGAUAGCGAAGAAGAUACCCCCAUGGGCACCGCACAGGAUACACAGGAUAUAGAAGUAGAGAUCCAAGAUGCGGAUGGCGAAGUGGCAAAGAUGACUAUAAGCGGUGGCGCAACCACCUGAUUCAAACCAUUACAUCAAGGUUCCAAUUCAAUCGGGUGUGAAACAGGGAAGCACUCAAAACAAGUACCUGAGUCCGGUAUAACGCCUGAGCAUUUCACUUUUGGACGAGUACUUGGUUCGGCAGAAUUGCAGUUUCAAUGGCCGUGUGGGUGGAACAUGGAUGAUGAUAACGGUGAUAGCCGCGUUCAAAUUCAUUCUUCAUAGAAUAGUACCAAAUGAUUGUCAAAUCAAACUCACAUGUGUGUAAUCACAUGAAACUUUGCACCUGGA
This is a messenger RNA of Suillus clintonianus, 892 nucleotides long. RefSeq names its product ankyrin repeat-containing domain protein. The transcript has 3 exons. Gene Ontology annotation, molecular function: protein binding. The coding region runs from base 41 to 622 and encodes 193 amino acids. NCBI's taxonomy places the organism in Eukaryota, Fungi, Basidiomycota, Agaricomycetes, Boletales, Suillaceae. The record is from RefSeq and is a predicted model, not a curated record.